UUGAAACUGUCUGGAGCUGACAGAUGGUCGGUUUCAGAUCACACUUGUAAAGAAUACAGAAGCGAGAGGGACCAAAAAUCUCAAUAGGACUGCAUUGGGAGUUUGAUGGGACUUCACUGACACAGAUUAACAGACGGCACUCAUGGAGAGAAAUAUGACUUCCUCCCUGCUCACUGGCAAUCACAGCCACACCAACAGCACUUGUUCCCGCGACAAUGCUUUGAAGACAGUGGUUUUUCCCGUCCUCUACUCCUUUCUCUUCCUGGUGGGGCUUAUGCUCAACAGCGUGGCUGUAUGGGUGUUUUUCCGCAUCCCCUCUAAGUCUCACUUCAUUAUUUACCUGAAGAAUAUUGUGGUUGCGGACGUCGUCAUGACCUUCACAUUCCCUUUCAAGGUGUUAGCAGACUCGAACAUGGCUUCCACUGGGCUGCGUAUAUUUGUGUGCCGCGUCUCUUCUGUGCUCUUCUACCUCACCAUGUACAUCAGCAUCCUCUUCUUCGGCCUCAUCAGCAUCGACCGCUGCAGAAAGACCCUCAAGCCCUUUAGAGGGACUAACGCAGCCCGGUUGGCCCGUCGCAAAAUCCUUUCAGGAGCCAUCUGGACCUUUCUGCUGGUUAUCUGUUUGCCUAACGUCAUCCUGACCAGUAAAACCCCAACGUCUCCUUAUUUCAAGUGCAGUGACCUGAAGACUAAGGCUGGGCUGUACUGGCAUGAGGUGGUAAAUCAUGUCUGUCAAGUUAUUUUCUGGAGCAACCUUGUGACUGUGAUCGUCUGCUACACUUUAAUCACCAAGGAGCUGUACAGAUCCUACUCCCGCACUAAGGCCCACAGUGCUGGAGGGACGAUAUGUCGAGCACCAGGAGAGGCAUCGACUCGGAAACCCCACCAGGCCAAAAGAAAAAUGAAUGCAAACGUGUUUCUGGUUCUGGCUGUGUUCUUUGUGUGCUUCGUGCCAUUUCACUUCGCCCGUGUGCCGUACACCAUGAGCCAGACCCGAGGGGUUCUCUUUGACUGUAAACUCAAACUCUUCUUCUUCCAGCUGAAGGAAAGCACACUCUUCCUCUCAUCCUUAAACUCUGUUCUGGACCCUCUCAUCUACUUCUUCCUCUGUAAGUCCUUCAGGACCACUCUGUUCAAGACCCUGCGGCUGCCGGCUGGGACCUGUAGCUGGCUCACAGGGAGAGGGUCAGACUCGGACACAGGCAGCACCGCACUGAGAGACUCUUCUCUCCAUGCAUAAAACCACUGGACAUGAUGAAGACUUUUGUAUUGGGGUAUCUGAACAUUGAAGUUCUGUGAUGAUGUCCUAACCCAGUCUGCAGAAAACAUGGCGGCAUUGCACGUCUCUGCAAACCACAGAUACUUAACAUUUAUGGUAUUAUGUGGCAGAUGUUGAAACUUUACAUUUCAACAACUCGGUGUACCCCGACUCUGGCCUAAUGUUAGCUGGGAUAGGCUCCAGCCCCUUCACGAUCCCUAACAGGAUAAGUGGUUACAGAAAAUGAAUGAAUGAGGUUAACGUGUGGUUAUGUUUAGGCACAAAGACAACUCAGUUUUAAUUAGGAAUAACAACCCCCGCUGGAAAUGCAACAAUUUCUCUUUUAAAAACAACUGGUUUUCAUGGCACUAUCCCCAGUGGAAGAACAGUGACAGAGUGGACCUGCACUUGUAUGUCACUUGUAUAGCGCCUUUCUAGUCAUCCGACCACUCAAAGC
This is a messenger RNA of Epinephelus lanceolatus (giant grouper), 1715 nucleotides long. It is a transcript of the gene p2ry12, whose product is annotated as purinergic receptor P2Y12. Gene Ontology annotation, cellular component: membrane. Gene Ontology annotation, biological process: G protein-coupled receptor signaling pathway. Gene Ontology annotation, molecular function: G protein-coupled purinergic nucleotide receptor activity. The record is from RefSeq and is a predicted model, not a curated record. Lineage: Eukaryota; Metazoa; Chordata; Actinopteri; Perciformes; Serranidae.